ACUCUGCACUCUCUUUCUUUUUCCAAUCCUCCAUUUGCUGACAUCUCUUUCCUUUUUUCAAAUCCUCCGUUUGCUGACAUCUCUCUCUGUAUUUUCCGAUCUCCAAUGGCCGGAAUCCAGUGUUCUACGGAAGACUCCGAUCUCGUACAUUCACGGGCUCCGAUCGCCGGCGAGCUGAUCUCGGACGACGACCGCUCCAUCGCCGCCGACUCCUGGUCUGUGAAGAGCGACCACGGAAGCACGUUCGACGAUGAGCAGCGCCACGUGGACGCUUCAGAUGCGCUCUCCACGGGCAUCCUCCGCCCCACGUCGGAUUACGGUUCCGACAAGGAUGCGCCAGAUGCCGAAGUGGAAACUUCGCUGGGUUCCCAAAGCUAUUGGGAUGCCACAUACACAAAUAAACUGACAAAUUUCCAUGAACAUGGUCACGUAGGUGAAAAUUGGUUUGGACCUGAAGUCAUGGAGGCUGUAGUGGACUGGACCAAAAACCUCUGUGUUAGCACUUCUCAAGGCUGUACACAACAUUUGGCUGAAGAUACCAAAUCCGAGUCCAGUGGAGAGGUCCACAAAUGCUUGUCUAGCUGGAGUGUGCUUGACAUCGGAACUGGGAGUGGUCUGAUUCUUCAGGAACUUGCAAAGCAAGGGUUCUCUGAUUUGACAGGAAUUGAUAGCAGUGAAGCAGCAAUUGAUCUAGCACGGAACCUUGCUGUUCGUGAUGGAUUCGCUAACAUCAAGUUUUUGGUUGAUGAUGUCCUCGAGACAAAAUUGGAGAGAAAAUUCCAGCUUGUUGUUGAUAAGGGGGCUCUUGAUGCAAUUGGACUGCAUUCCGAUGGCUCUCCCAAAAGGGUCAUGUAUUGGGAAUCACUCUCCAAGUUGGUUGCUCCUGGCGGGAUACUGGUCAUCAUGUCAUGUAACAGCUCGAAAGAUGAUCUGGUGCAAGAGAUGGAUGCUCUCAGCCAAAGAAGGCUCACUCCACAGGACUUGGAGCCCCCCGAGGACCAAGAAACGCAUGUAGAGCGGCCUCCAUUCCGAUACCUUGAUUGUGUCCAUGAAGAUACUACAUUCGUCUUUGGUGGGGCGGAAGUUUCCCACAUUGAAACUGUUGCGUUUACACGAAUUUGAAGUAGGAAGUUUGUUUUCUUUCCUUUUUCUUUUAUAGCGAGUGGCCUUUAUCUCUACCUUGUGGCAGGUUUGGGUGAUCCGGAGUGAGGUCUGUAUUGCCAGUGAAUACAGAAAUUCAAAGAGCUAGGUUGUAGCUGAGAUUUCAAUUGAGCUCCGAGUCUAAUGACAAUUAGAGUUUGUAUGAUUAAGGUUCUUAACCAAAUGGUUUUUGUUACCUACGAGAGAGGGGAACACCAUUUCCA
This is a messenger RNA of Magnolia sinica, 1364 nucleotides long. RefSeq lists its product as uncharacterized. NCBI's taxonomy places the organism in Eukaryota, Viridiplantae, Streptophyta, Magnoliopsida, Magnoliales, Magnoliaceae. The record is from RefSeq and is a predicted model, not a curated record. The transcript has 7 exons. Gene Ontology annotation, biological process: peptidyl-lysine monomethylation; peptidyl-lysine dimethylation. The coding region runs from base 106 to 1122 and encodes 338 amino acids. Gene Ontology annotation, cellular component: cytoplasm. Gene Ontology annotation, molecular function: protein-lysine N-methyltransferase activity.